Messenger RNA from Pimephales promelas (fathead minnow), 2049 nucleotides. It is a transcript of the gene tacr3a, whose product is annotated as tachykinin receptor 3a. Gene Ontology annotation, biological process: G protein-coupled receptor signaling pathway; positive regulation of flagellated sperm motility. Gene Ontology annotation, cellular component: plasma membrane; sperm midpiece. Gene Ontology annotation, molecular function: tachykinin receptor activity. NCBI's taxonomy places the organism in Eukaryota, Metazoa, Chordata, Actinopteri, Cypriniformes, Leuciscidae. The record is from RefSeq and is a predicted model, not a curated record.
CAUCUGACUACAGAGUGUGUUGCGCUCGUGCCUGCGUUCAACAGGAGUCAGGAGACAACCACGCGCCUUUAAGAACUUAUAAGCGAUUUAUGUAUCGAUAGAGAAGACUAGAGAAUUUGUCAGUCUGUCCAUUUGGCAUCGAUUCCCACCAAAUCGACAAUUUCUAAGUGACAUGUUGCCGUUAUCCGCUUGAGCAAAGGAUUCUCUCGCGCGCAUUUGGAACAGUGUGCAUCACGCGCGGUCUCCAGUCCACUUCAGAUAUUGUGUAUCAGAAGAUUUCUGCACAUUUUCGCCAUGGAACCUCCAAAAAACGGAUCUAACCUAACGGGGAACUUUACAAACCAGUUUGUGCAGCCGCCGUGGCGCGUCGCGCUCUGGUCUGUGGCGUACAGCUCCAUCCUAGCGAUCGCGGUGUUCGGGAAUCUGAUCGUCAUGUGGAUCAUUCUGGCUCACAAGCGGAUGCGAACCGUAACCAAUUAUUUUCUGCUCAACCUGGCGUUUUCAGACGCAUCGAUGGCCGCCUUCAACACUUUGAUUAAUUUUGUUUAUGCCGCGCACAAUGAUUGGUAUUUUGGAGAAGCCUACUGCAAAUUCCACAACUUUUUCCCCGUCACCUCCGUGUUUGCAAGCAUUUACUCCAUGAGUGCAAUAGCAGUCGACAGGUACAUGGCCAUCAUCCAUCCCCUGAAACCACGUCUCUCAGCCACAGUCACUAAGGUGAUCAUUGUGUGUAUUUGGUUGCUGGCUGUGGUUUUGGCCUUUCCAGUGUGUUUCUUUUCAACCAUCAAAAAAUUUCGCAUACGGACCGUCUGUUACAUUGCCUGGCCGAGACUUUCAGAGGACCCUUUCAUCUAUCAUAUAAUCUUGGCAAUGCUGGUGUACGUUCUGCCCCUGGUGGUCAUGGGCAUUACCUACACUAUUGUCGGGUUGACGCUUUGGGGAGGAGAGAUUCCGGGUGUUUCAUCAGAAAACUAUCAGAGCCAACUGCGAGCCAAAAGAAAGGUGGUGAAAAUGAUGAUCAUCGUUGUGGUGACUUUUGCGAUCUGCUGGCUGCCAUACCAUGUGUAUUUCCUGGCUACGGGAUGGAACAAGGAACUGCUUAGACCGAAGUUCAUUCAGCAGAUCUAUCUGUCAGUUAUGUGGCUUGCCAUGAGCCCCACAAUGUACAAUCCCAUUAUUUACUGCUGCCUGAACAGCAGGUUUCGGGCCGGCUUUAAACAGGUUUUCCGCUGGUGCCCGUUUGUGAGGGUUUCUGACAACGACGAGCUUGAGCUGCGGGCCAUGCGGCAUAAAGUAGCGCGCCAGAGCAGCAUGUACACACUCUCACGAAUGGAGACCACCGUUGUCGCUGUGUGUGACCCCUCAGAGCCAACCGCCCACCCAGGCCGGAAGAGCCUUCUCAACCACCAGCACAACGGCUGCUCCAACCCAGCCAAGAGCAAAGAAGUAACCUAUAUGCAAAGUGACCCGAAGGAGGAAUUCUGUUGAGGUGAACUUUUGAUGUAAGAUUCACACUGAAGUAUCAAGCACAGCCAUUUUAAUGAACCUCAUUGCAAGGGAUGAUGAGAAGUCAUAUCUUUAAUUAAAUUUGCUAAUGUAUUACACUCACUCAACCAGCAUCCUCAUAUAGUCAUUUUUUAAGAACUGUAUUUCAUGGAACAUGCCUGGUGUGCUUUGCCUUGAAAACUUGAGAGUCGCCCCCAGCUCUCAUCAUCACAAAGACCAAUAUUGUCCAACAUCUGAGGAGCACUUUGUCCAUACCAGAAAUUGUAGCUAGAGGUUCCCUUUGAUGCCUAUCAGGUAGUCUACUGUUUUCUUUCAUCAUGUGGUUAGCAUGCUACAUGAAUGCCAAAGGUCCGAUGUGAUUUCUCCCUGAGGCUAAACGCUCAAUUCUUGUUAAAAUUUCUCAUGUCUGAAAUGGUUUAUCCUGAGCAGUCUGAGUAGGUGCAUUUCCAGCACAAUGUCAACUUGGCUGAAUUGUGAAGUAAAAUUAAAACAUUGGUUACACUUUAUUAGAAGGUGACGUAGUUACAUUGUACUUACUGAACU